Messenger RNA from Haliotis rufescens (red abalone), 1152 nucleotides. RefSeq lists its product as uncharacterized. Bases 43 to 810 code for a protein of 255 amino acids. NCBI's taxonomy places the organism in Eukaryota, Metazoa, Mollusca, Gastropoda, Lepetellida, Haliotidae. The transcript has 4 exons. The record is from RefSeq and is a predicted model, not a curated record.
UCAGUGCAGGAUGCAAUUGCUCAGAAACGAAGUGGAAUCACGAUGACACCAAGUGCCAGGAAUCUACUGUUCACUCUUUGUUAUCUACUUCUGCAAGAUACUUCUGUAAAUGAGGCAGGGAACAUUAUGCUAGCAAAGCCCAGUAGGUUAAGUGAUGUCUUCUGGAACGCUGAGUUUGCCAAUGAUGGUUUAAACAACCCCGGAUCUACACCCGCUAGAACAUCGUCCAAUGUAACUCCCGCCUGGCAGGGAGAUCUACAGGGAUACUAUGCUAUCCAUAACAUCUCAGUCACAAGUGACGUUACCUGGAAUUAUGGUGAAAACCUGGAAAGAGCGUACGUGGGUGUGUCUGUUGAUGACAGCUUCGACUGCUCGGAUGUGGAAAUCUUUGUCUGCGGCCAGUGUCCAGGAGUAGUUGGAAAAGGAGAAACCUUCACGUUCAACUGUUCCCACCCACGACCUGUCAGAUUCGUGAGGGUCUGGAGAAACAUCACUGAGUUUUUAGUUGUUUCGGAAGUUGAGGUUGAAGGCACGCCACUGAAAAGAAGUGAAGCUAAGUACAAUAAAGAAUUCAACAAAAACGUUUCCAAACCGAUGACGUCUCUCACAGCUGCAUCCGCCAAUGAAUGCGGUCUUCAGUGCCACUUGUCCCAGCCCUGCCUCAGUUUCAGUUACCACCCAACAGCUGCUCCCAACUGUCUCCUGACAACAAACCCAGCAGAUGCAGCAGCAGCCGUCGGAUGGACCAAGUUCACCAUCGAGAAGUGUUCCAGCAACAUCACCUGUCACCUGGCUGAUCAGUUUAAUUAGUACCAGAUCCACUAUUUGCUCUGUAGAUGUUUUAUGUUUGACUUACAUUAUGUUUAUCUGGAUGCUAUGUUUGAUUAACAAAUAGUACCAAUAGUACACCGAGAGCGUUGAUCAAUGCUCAUAAUAUCAAUCACUUGUGUAACUGGUCUGGAUUCGAUUAUGUACAGACCACCAGGAAUAUCUUUGGGUGCCGCACUGGACAACAAACAAAAUAAACAAAAAGGUCAAAACGGCAUCCAAUCACAAACAAAAUUAUGUCUGAUAUAAUUCCCUAUUUUACCUUGAACCACACAUUCCCGUGUUAUUGGUUUAGGUGGACGGUUCACUUGCCUUUGCAUGUGG